Tupaia belangeri chinensis (Chinese tree shrew) is the source of this 1131-nucleotide messenger RNA. RefSeq names its product sorting nexin 20 (gene SNX20). Gene Ontology annotation, cellular component: early endosome membrane. NCBI's taxonomy places the organism in Eukaryota, Metazoa, Chordata, Mammalia, Scandentia, Tupaiidae. Gene Ontology annotation, biological process: protein transport. The coding region runs from base 134 to 1084 and encodes 316 amino acids. Gene Ontology annotation, molecular function: phosphatidylinositol phosphate binding. The record is from RefSeq and is a predicted model, not a curated record. The transcript has 4 exons.
CAGGGAACUUAGCAAAACGGCAGCCGCUCUGCCGCUUGCUGGAGCUUGGAACACAGAGCUGUAGGGGGCCAUGUGACACCAUUCUGGACCCCUGGACACGCACAGGACUGGGAGGCCUCAGCAGCCAAGGAACAUGGCAAGUCCUGAGCAUCCUGGAAGCCCUGGCUGGACAGGACCCAUAACCUGCUGCCCAGCAAGGACCAAGCAGGAAAUGCCAGCCUCCGGCUCAGACCUCCCAUGUCCAGGACCUGAAGGACACUUAGAUGCCCACAGCAGCCUGAGUCCCAACUCCAGCAUGACCACGCGGGAGCUGCAAGAAUACUGGCAGAAGGAGAAGUGUCACUGGAAACAUGUCAAACUGCUCUUCGAGAUCGCUUCGGCCCGCAUCGAGGAUAGAAAAAUCUCCAAGUUUGUGAUGUACCAAAUCGUCGUCAUCCAGACGGGGAGUUUUGACAGUAACAAAGCUAUCCUGGAACGGCGCUAUUCCGACUUCGAGAAGCUCCAGAAAAGCCUCCUGAAGACGUUCAGGGAGGAGAUCGAAGACGUGGUCUUCCCCCGGAAGCACCUGACCGGGAACUUCACGGAGGAGAUGAUCCGCGAGCGCAAGCUGGCCUUCGGGGAGUACCUGCGCCUGCUCUACGCCAUCCGCUGCGUGCGCCGCUCGCGCGAGUUCAUCGACUUCCUCACGCGGCCCGAGCUCCGGGAGGCCUUCGGCUGCCUGCGCGCCGGCCAGUACGCCAAGGCCCUGGACACCCUGCUGCGCGUGGUGCCCCUGCAGGAGAAGCUGACCGCGCACUGCCCCACCGCCGUGGUCCCGACCCUCUGCGCCAUGCUGGUGUGCCACCGCGACCACGAGUGCCCUGCCGCCGCCUUCGCCGCCGGCGAGAGGGCGCUGCAGUGCCUGCAGGCCCGGGAGGGCCAUCGCUACUACGCACCCCUGCUGGACGCCAUGAUCCGCCUGGCCUACGCGCUGGGCAAGGACUUCGUGUCGCUGCAGCGGAGACUGGAGGAGAGCCAGCUGCGGAAGCCCAGCCCCCGGGGUUUCACCCUGAAGGAACUCACGGUCCGGGAAUACCUACACUGAGCCAGCCACUUGGUACCUUCCUAGGAAAGCUGGAGAUGUGGGGUUAC